AUGCGUUGGGACGCCGCCUAUCGAACUACAUAUGACUCUCGUUCCGAGGUUUCACAAAGAACGUCCCGUGCCUUGAAUCCGAAACCGCCGGUCACAGCCCCGACAAGUGGAUCACAAUCUCGAGACCCCGGGAUAACGCCAAGUAAAGUUCUGAGUACACAGCUCAGUGCUGGGGCUUUUGUUCCCAUCAAUACUGAAGCCAACUCCUCUACGCCUCCUAUCGGCCAGCUCCAAGCGACAAAGCCUCAGGUUUCCCAAGUUCCAACUCCCGAUAUUCCACCUGCAAAUACGAAGAUUUUUAGGAGAUCACACUUAGGAACACUCUACAGAUCAGACUCGGCGACAGUCUACUUAAUACGCGAGCCAUUCUUGGUUAGAUCCCCAGUCAAACCACUAGUCAAACCUCCCGUCAAACCCCCGACCAAACCUCUAUUUCCAUGCAGCAUUCAAAUGCAAACGGGAGAGCCACGAUUUGGCCAGCCGCCGCAUGAGGUCCCCCCAUACUUUCUGAAACGCCUGCGAGAAUUGACGGGAAGCCGAGAUGAGAACCCCCUUAUAUCUAAAUUUCUUAUAAAAGGCCGUUACCUCUGCCCUUGGUGCCAAAGAAAAUAUCAUCGCACCGUCAGUUUUACGGAUCAUCUGGUCUUAAAUCAUAUCAGGUCCCCCGAUCCGAAGGUUGUAUCACGAUCCGAGCUUGACUCUAGCGUCGAUAGCGAUAUAAUCGACUUGACUUCCGAAUCAUAG
This is a messenger RNA of Ilyonectria robusta, 744 nucleotides long. RefSeq lists its product as uncharacterized. Lineage: Eukaryota; Fungi; Ascomycota; Sordariomycetes; Hypocreales; Nectriaceae. The coding region runs from base 1 to 744 and encodes 247 amino acids. The transcript has a single exon. The record is from RefSeq and is a predicted model, not a curated record.